AUGCAAAGUAAUAACAUUAUUAAGAUGGAUAGAUUAUAAACUAAUAACUAAGAAGGGAGAAGGCACCUUUUCAGAAGUUAUAAAGGCUUAGUCUAUAAAAACAAGCCAAUUGGUUGCUAUUAAAUGCAUGAAACAAAUUUUUUAAACUAUUGACCAAGUAUUGAAUUAUUACUAAUUUUGGUUAACAAACUGAAGGAAAUUCAAGCACUGAGAAAGUUGCAAAAUCAUGAUCAUAUAAUAAAAUUAAUAGAAGUGCUCUAGUAAUAUUAAUUAAUAAUAUAUUUAGUGAUGAACCCACUGGGAGAUUAGCUCUAGUAUUCGAAUUAAUGGAGCAAAACCUUUAUGAACAUAUCAAGGGUAUCAAUCUUGUCUUAUUAAAUAGGUCGAAAAGUACCAUUAAAAUAAGACAAAAUUAGAAGUUAUAUGUAUUAAUUGCUCAAAGCAAUAGAUUUCAUGCACACAAAUAACAUCUUUCAUAGAGAUAUUAAGCCGUAAGUAUAUUCUCAAAUAUUUAGUGAAAAUAUUUUACUUUUAGGUGAUCAUCUAAAAUUAGCCGACUUGGGAUCAUGCAAAGGCAUUUAUUCUAAGCACCCAUACACAGAAUAUAUUUCCACUAGAUGGUACAGAUCCCCUGAAUGUUUAAUGACAGAUGGGUAUUAUGACUGUAAGAUGGACAUUUGGGGUGUUGGAUGUGUGCUAUUUGAAAUUACUGCAUUAUUCCCUUUGUUUCCUGGAAGUAACGAGUUAGACUAAGUUCAUCGGAUUCAUAACAUAUUAGGCACUCCAAACCCAAAGGUACUUGAUCGCUUCAGAAAACAUGCAUCUCAUAUGGAAAUUAAUUUCCCUUCAAAAGCAGGAACUGGUUUAGAAAAUCUCAUUCCACAUGCUCCCAAAGAUGUAGUUGACUUAAUUAAACAAAUGCUUAUCUAUGAUCCUGAUGAGAGAAUCAAUGCAAAAUAGGCUUUAAGACAUCCAUAUUUUAAGGAAUUAAGAGAUUAAGAAUAACAAAAACUGUUAGAAACCAGUCUAUAAUCAAUUAAAUUGUUGAAGAAAUAGUAUAUAUUAAAUUAAAUUCAAAAGAGAUGAUUCCCUUAUUGAAGAAGACCAAAAUACAUCUCACAUUAUGCAUAAAAAGACUCUACUCAAUCAAACUAAUAAAAUAUUACAGAACUCCUUCAAAACUAGAAAUUAAUAAUUCUUAGACUCAGUUAAAUUGCCUACACUUACAAAAAAAUAAGCAGACUUGAAAAAAGCGUAUGGGCCUGUCCAUUUUUAGAGUAUUACUAAUUCUAUUCAUUAGAUAAAGAAACAAAAAAGAAGUCUGUAUAAUAUGAAUAUGUUUUAUAUGGUAAAAAAGCAAACUUAGGUAAUUUUUUAAAUACUAUAAGACAAAAAUGA
This is a messenger RNA of Paramecium octaurelia, 1398 nucleotides long. The record is from the annotation of a GenBank genome assembly. Lineage: Eukaryota; Ciliophora; Oligohymenophorea; Peniculida; Parameciidae.